This is a messenger RNA of Pelmatolapia mariae (spotted tilapia), 9849 nucleotides long. RefSeq names its product DNA (cytosine-5)-methyltransferase 3A-like. Gene Ontology annotation, molecular function: methyltransferase activity. The coding region runs from base 616 to 3291 and encodes 891 amino acids. The transcript has 27 exons. Lineage: Eukaryota; Metazoa; Chordata; Actinopteri; Cichliformes; Cichlidae. Gene Ontology annotation, cellular component: nucleus; cytoplasm. The record is from RefSeq and is a predicted model, not a curated record. Gene Ontology annotation, biological process: negative regulation of DNA-templated transcription.
CCGACGGGAGCGCGCAGCAACGGAGAGAGAAGACCCGUUUGAACGCGAGGAGAGAGGGAGAGAGAGAGAGAGAGAGUUUGAGUGCGUGUGGGUGUGAGAGAGAGAGAUCGAGAGUGAACGAGAGGAGAGAGAGCGACGACCGUGAGGGUCCGGGUGCCUGAGGGACGGACGACACGGAGAGGGGGUGGUUUGAGGGAGCGAGUUAUCGUCUGACAGACCGAGACAGGUUGAAUGAAGCUGCACCUGGUGCUUCUGAGGGCAUUUCCCAUGUUUUGAUUUGCUCUAUUUUUUUAACUUUCUAAACUUGGUUUCACCGAGCUGUUCCCUGCCAUGCCGUCCAACAGUCCUGCUACUGGUGAACCACCCCAGACGCCAGAGAACGACACCUCUAACGAUAUGAUGCUGAGAGGUCCAACGUUUACAUUACCGACUGUUUCAAACUGACAGCCUGAUGUGUUCUUCAGUAAACUGGACUACCCGACAGAAGGACCUGAUUUUCGGACCAAUUUGCCAUGGCAGAAACCCCCGGACAACAUAGCCCCUGGGAUCCCUGGGACACACAAACUCCUCCACCACGAUAAGACAGCAGAUCAACACUGCUGAUAAUACCCCCGUAUGUUGGUGACCAGAAUGCAGCAGCAGACUGGACCAGGACUGAAACCUGCUCCAUCAUUUCAUCUUUGCAGAUCUCCAUUUACAAAGCACAACCAACUCAAAGAAGCUGCCCUCAGAUUGGGACCUCAGCAUCACCCAGUGACAAGAGACAAAUCAUCCUAUAUCUUCAUUCUUUGUAGCAACUCCAAAACUGAUCAAAAGACUACAACAGUUGAGAGUGAAGAUGGUGCAGACCAGGACAGUCCAGAGGAGGGGACACCGGCGAGCCCCCGCAACAAGCGCAGAGUGGGUCGUCCCAGCAGGAAACGCAAACAGCUGCUUCCUGAGAUGGCAACCUCUGACCCCUGUGCAAACGCCCCCCCAACUCCGCCUGAGGAGCCGGCGCCUUCACCCUCCCCUCGUAAGAAGCGCGGGCGUCGGAAACAAGAGCCAGCGGAGAGGAAUAAGGACGAGCCAGAUGACAGAAACUGCGACUCCCCCAGAGAGGGAGAGACUGGGAGGCUGCGGAGAAGGCCAGUCCCCAGAGUAACUUUUCAGGCUGGAGAUCCAUACUAUAUCAGCAGGAGACAGAGAGAAGAAUGGCUCAGCCGCUGGAAGAUGGAGGCAGAGCGACGGGCCUACCGAGAGGCAGAGAUAAACAUGAUGGAUGACCUCUCAGAAGCUGAUUUUCAGAAAGAGGAGGAGCCCGCCAGCCCUGCCCCUCCCCCUUCCCAACAACACACAGACCCUGCCUCUCCGACGGUCGCCGUGACACCCGAGCCGGUCGCCAGGGGAGAACAGGCCACGCCCAGUGAGAUUGAAUACCAGGAUGGUCGGGGCUUUGGCAUCGGGACUCUGGUGUUUGGAAAGCUGCGAGGUUUCUCCUGGUGGCCCGGCAGGAUUGUUUCCUGGUGGAUGAGCGGCCGGAGUCGAGCUGCAGACGGCACUCGCUGGGUAAUGUGGUUUGGUGAUGGCAAAUUCUCUGUGGUCUGUGUGGAGAAGCUGAUGCCCCUGAGCUCUUUCUCAUCUGCCUUCCACCAGCCAACCUACAACAAACAGUCCAUGUACCGGAAAGCCAUCUUCGAGGCUCUGCGGGUGGCCAGCGUCCGGGCGGGGAGGCCAGUUCCUUCCUGUGAUGGCAGUGAUGAUGCAGAGGGGGUGGAUCUUCAGACCAGAGAGAUGAUAGAGUGGGCCAUGACCGGCUUCCUGCCCGCUGGUCCACAAUCACUGGACCCUCCAGAGGAGGAACAAAAUCCAUAUAAGGAAGUGUACCCAGAGAUGUGGGGGGAGCCUGAGGCUGCGUACACACCUCCACCUGCAAAGAAACCACGCAAAAACUCGCAAGAAAAAGCAAAGAUCAGAGAGGUGAUCGACGAAGGGACCAGAGAGAGACUUAUAUUUGAGAUCAAAAAGAAGACCAGGAAUAUAGAAGAUAUCUGCAUCUCCUGUGGAAGCCUCAAUGUCUCCCUGGAGCAUCCUCUGUUUGUAGGAGCAAUGUGCCAGGGCUGCAAGAACUCGUUCCUGGAGUGCGCCUACCAGUAUGACGAUGAUGGCUACCAGUCCUACUGCACCAUCUGCUGUGGAGGCAGGGAAGUGCUCAUGUGUGGCAACAACAACUGCUGUAGGUGUUUCUGUGUGGAGUGCGUGGAUCUUCUGGUCGGGGCUGGCUCGGCAGCGGCAGCCAUCAAAGAAGACCCCUGGAACUGCUACAUGUGUGGACCCCGCAGCACCUACGGCCUACUGCGACGGCGGGAUGACUGGCCCUGCAGACUUCAGCAUUUCUUUGCCAACAACCACGAGCAGGAAUUUGAGCCGGCCAAGUUGUAUCCCCCAGUUGCAGCAGAGAAGAGGCAACCAAUCAGAGUCCUCUCUUUAUUCGAUGGCAUUGCCACAGGUCUUCUGGUGCUGAAAGAUUUGGGCAUCCAGGUCGAAAAGUAUGUUGCAUCAGAAGUGUGUGAAGACUCCAUCACUGUCGGCAUGGUUCGACACGAGGGACGCAUCAUGUACGUGGGAGACGUACGCACCGUAACUCGCAAACAUAUCGAUAAAUGGGGACCAUUUGACCUGGUGAUAGGAGGAAGCCCCUGCAACGACCUUUCCAUAGUCAACCCUGCAAGGAAAGGACUUUAUGAGGGGACCGGCCGGUUGUUUUUUGAGUUUUACCGUCUGCUGCAUGAGGCGCGGCCAAAACCCGGCGACGAGAGGCCGUUCUUCUGGCUGUUUGAGAACGUGGUCGCUAUGGGAGUCAGCGACAAACGGGACAUCUCCCGCUUUCUAGAGUGUAACCCAGUGAUGAUCGACGCCAAGGAGGUUUCUGCUGCCCACCGUGCUCGCUAUUUCUGGGGAAACCUGCCCGGCAUGUCCAGGCCUCUGACACCGAUGGCAAACGACAAGCUGGACCUACAGGAGUGCCUGGAGCAUGGCCGCACAGCCAAGUUUGAGAAGUUGCGUACGAUAACGACACGCUCCAACUCUGUGAAGCAGGGGAAAGACGAGCAUUUCCCCGUCUACAUGGACAACAAGGAGGACAUACUGUGGUGCACCGAGAUGGAAAGGGUGUUUGGUUUCCCCGUCCACUACACCGACGUGUCCAACAUGAGUCGUCUGGCCAGACAAAGGCUUCUGGGACGUUCGUGGAGCGUCCCUGUCAUCAGGCACCUUUUUGCUCCUCUAAAGGAAUACUUUGCCUGCAACUAGUCACACACACCAACUCUCUCCCACGUACAGACACACACAUAUAAACAGAAACAGACACUGAUAACCAUACACAGUGUACAGUCAGUACAUGAAGGUUGGCUGACGCAAGAUGAAACAGAUGACCGGACAUACACACACAAACACUCACAUACACACUCUGUAAAGGACUGCUCCUGAGAUCCCUUGUAGACCACUGGCUGACCUUAGUCCCCUGGUGCUACCGUGCUACCACACACACAUACACACACACACACACACACAGGUACAGUUUUCUGUCAUACACAAACUUCCUGUCCGACCUUGAAACUGAUGUCUUCUGGCUUUACUGUGUCGUAUCAGCUGGAGUUCAAACCUCCAGGGGGCGCCAAACUAACACAGAUGCCCUGCCUUUUUUCUGUCUUUAAGAUCUCUCUGAAUACGUACAAACAGACCAAUGAGUCCCGCAACACUUUACUGUAUUCAUGUGUUGUGAAAACAGAAAGACACACAAACACACGUAACAUUCGUGGUGCUGGUCAGGCAGUGAUAGAGUCUAAAUGGUGCCACUUUAAUACAACACUUUUACAGAUUUUGGUGCUCUUGGAGACUGAAUGGUCUCUGCUUGUUUCAGUCGCUGCAGUUUUGAGUUAAAAUAGACGAGCAGGUGGAGGCAACAGCAGGCAAAACAGGUAGCUGUGAGGUUUAAGGAUUGAAUGAGGGUGCAGGAGAGUGUCCAAAAGGAAGAUAACCCAGCUUAGAUUUCUUGAUGCAUGCUCCAGGUAAGGAAAUCCCAAAAAGUUGAUUCUGGACGUAGCGCUUUCAAUGGGAGGAAUGUUUCACUAGAGCGAAUAGCGGAAGUGGAAGAACAUUGUACCAAAAAGGCUUCAUUAAAGCUGGGAAGACACCUAAAGGAAGCUUCAGGCGAUCCAGGAGAGAAGGACAACUGCUACCUAAGCAAAAACAUUUAUUGAUCUUUUUUUUUCAGGAGUAAUAGAACAGCUGAGACGUAUUUUCUGUAAACAACAUGUCUCGGUAGCUUUCAAACCCUAAAACACGCUGCGCCAAAAAUUGGUCCCCCCGAAGGAUCGGGUCCCCCAACACAAACAGAGUAAUAUAGUGCACGCUGUUAAGUGCCAGAAGGAUUGCCAUGAUUCAUACAUUGGGGAAACCAAACAACUUCUGGCUAAGCGGAUGGCAUAUCUGAAUUGACGAGGAGGCCUAAGAGUUCAUCUUUUCACUUUCAUGCUGUGGUUGCAGUCAUUCCCCAACUCUCUGUGAAUGGUAUGGCAAUUUGCAUGUUUAUGAUCAUGAAACUGACCUCACAGUCCAUUGUUACUCACUGGUGCUAGUUUUAGUCAUUAUGCAAAGGUACUGUUUAUAAGGUUGGGGAAACCUGCAGUCAGGUGAGACUGAAGAAGUCACUGAAAAUGCUACGUCCAGAUGAACAGAAUCAACUUUUUGGGACCAGCUCAGAUUAAUAUAUAGAGCAUUUUUCUUAGUGUGACUACAGCUUAAUAAGACUAUAACCUUUAAAUGUUUCUUAAAGGAGGAGGAUGCUCUUGUGCUACAAAUAAUCCUAGCAGGUGAAUUUAUACCUCAGUGCAAAAAAAAAAAGAGAUCCACUUUUAUCUAAAGCAAUAUGAAAUAAUAAAAUAAAACAGAAUUUUAUUGGGAUGCAGCUGUGGUUUGAGGAGUUUAUUUUACUUGUUAAUGUUUGAUUUUUAUAUUUUUCAGUAGUUUCUUGUGUCUCCAGGGUGGACUUACUAUUAUCACUUUAGUUUCAGUGUUAGUUUUACUUCUCCUUAUUAUGAAAUGUAUGGUAGUUUUUAUCAGGAUGGAAUAAUACAACAAAACAAACACAGAGAUGAAGACAUCCUGGUGUCCUCAACCUGGUUGACAAAUUGACUAAAACCGAAGACAGUUGCUGUAUAGUUUAAUAUUUUAUAUAGUUUUGUAAGUGUUUUGGUUAGUUUUCUUUUUAUUUCAGUGAACUAAUUUGUGGUUUAGUUUCAGUUAACUUUAACAGCCUUAUUGUAAGAUCAAAAUGCUGACAUAUAAAAGCAAAAAACCCUCUGAAUGUAAACAAAAGUUAUGAAAUUUAAAACAGAACUAGUACAGUAGAAACAUCCUUGCUGCUGUCUGCAUCCUCAGUGCUUAGAGUGCCCUCUAGUGGGAGACAACCAUGUUAGGGUAAAACAUACUUCAUACUGCAAAUGUACUCUAUACACAGUAUAUAAAACAUAAGCUACUUCUACUUUCCUCACAACAAGCAAACCAUCUCUGUACUGUAUUGAUUACUUCCUGGUGGUUUUCAGACACUAGGUUCGCGAAUGCUUUUAAUAAUGAAAAUAUUUCCUCGUGUUUCACUUAUGCUGGGAUGACAAUUGUUAAAUGACUUUGGUGCUCAUUUUAAAUUUAAUAUUACUCCGAUGUCACUAAGCUGAUGAUCAUCAGGAACAAGUAGAUGUCAUCAUAUUAUACCAAAGUUUGCCUCGUUAAGAUUAUUGAAGGCAGAAGACGAUGUUCAUUGGAUGUUAGGUUGAUAGAUUGGAGAAAUUUGAAGUUAAAUUCAAGUAAUCUAAAAUUUAACUUGAUUAUCUUUUGACUUCCCUCUCUUUCUUCAAAGUAUUGUUUAGGGCUAAUGGGAAAUUUCUGCAAAAUGUUAUGCUAAUAACUCUCCAGCAUCAUAAAUUCCAAACAUUAAGUAUUUUGCAAAAUAAUUUAGUGUUUGAGUGGAUUUGAGAUCAUGAAAUGCAAAUAUAUUUAUUGUUUAGGACUUGGCACAGUAUCCUCCAAAUGUGUACUAACUGCAGUAACUCCAGUGCUUUUGCUGUUUUUGAACUGGCAUUUGAACAUAAGAUCCAAAUACUGCCAAGAUACCAAAGUAGAAACUGGAUUUAGCUUUUGUUUCAUUCUAUUCAUAUUUUAUUUUUUAUAUGUACAGUGAACUCAAAUGUAUACUAACAGUAUUCUGAGUUUCAUAUGAAAAUCUCACCUCAAAAUAGAAGUGAACAGUUUUAAUCAAACUUUUUUUUCUUCAAAUUCACAUCAACUUAGCAGAAGAAGGUCUAGAUCAGCUGAUUUUGGCAAUUCCUUAAAUGUGUUAGAGAGAAAUCAGCCGUUGGUGAAGUAGGACCAUGUAAUACCACUUUGUACCACAAGAUAGCACAUCAGGUUUAUGUAUUCUUACUUAGGCUGGCAGUCUGGCAAAUGAAAGGAGUAAAUGAAUGAAAGGCCUCUUGAGGAAUAAAAGCAAAUAUCAGAGGGUAAAAACAGAAACAGUAGCAUGAAUCUCAAACCAUAUCAACAGAGUCACAUGGAAAACACUGCCCCCUGAUGGUGAAGGAUUUAGUUUAAAGCUGCAUACAGCUGCAAAAAGUACCUUUAAAGAGAAAGCCCCUCGAGGCAUUUAUUUGGACAGUUUUGAAAUACUAUCUAAAUUAGCUUUAAUUUCAAAGGUCACUGGGACAUAAGAAACAGAAAUUAAGAAAAAGAAAUAAGGUAUUUUUCCCCUGGAAGUUAAACUUCUAUCAACAUAACAAAAUUCCCAGGAUCUCAGUUCAGCAUGUCUGUGUCUCUGUUUACGUGCGUUCAAUCUCCAACUCCAACCAUAGGGAAUAUAAAGAACAGGAUUUUAUCCAUCAACUUAAAAUAACCAGUAGUCUUUUCUUGCAUCGCCGCCCUGCUGGUCAUUCAAAAAAAAAAAAAAAAUCCAGGUUUAAGGCACUUCUGUCUUUUACAGAAUGAGGUUAAACUCAUUCUGCAGGAUUAUUUCUGCCUGCAGAGCACCAUCGCCUCCGAGAAGCAUUAACCUAAAACAUUGGUGGUUAGAAGUAGGAGACAUUCAGCAUCCUCUUCUCAGCAGCAUUUUACGCUCCCUCCUCUUACAAUGCAGCUUCUUUUUGUGCCUCAGCUCCACUGUCAGUUAAGUGACUAGUCUGCCAUCCCCCUGGCACUCGUUCUCCCCCUGUGCUUCACAGGGAUCCAAAACGUCCUACAGUCACCGUUCUGCAUCGGCGUCGGCUGAAAGCAGAGGCCGACUUUACUCUGUGGACAAUAUGCUGGCUUUCUACUUCCUGUGACUGAAACAGAUAGCCCUGUAUAAAUAAAAAGAAGCUUCCUUAUGUAACACAGGUUCAGCUGUGUGAGCCUUCUUGGGUGUUUCAUCUGCCUUUCACCCAAUGCAUGCUGGGAUGAACUCAGCUGCUCUGUGAAGAGGAAAUGUCAUCCAGUGUGGUGGCUGUAUUUAUUACACACACACACAUACAGACACACACACACACACACACACACACACACACACACACACACACUAUGAGAAACAAGUUCAUAUGUAUGUUUUAUUUAGACAGGGCUGCCUUUAGAGAAAACACUUCAGUCUGGUGCUUUUGGUCCUCGGACGACCAUCUUUUCCAGGAAGCCUUCCGAUCCUCAGACCUUCCUCAGAUACCAGCUAACAACUGGACACAUGCAGUCUAUGCCGUCUCACACACACAAACACACACACAGACCUUCACACAAACAUGCACAACCUCUCAUAGCCACAGUAAGCCAGCAGGUUCAAAGAUUUUGUUCCGUCAUGUUUACUCUCCGUUUCUACAACCAACCUUCAGGUGCUUUUUAAACUCUGCUCUUUUUUACAGUGCUCUUCUUGCAGGUCUCACACACACUCACACUCUCAUUUGCUGGAAACAACCUUCACGCUUCUCCUUUCGCUACAGAACACCCAACACCGCUACACUCACACAUGCAUACACACUGUGUUCUUGCCGGCCGCCUGUCCGCCAUCAGGCUUUCCGCAGCGCUGCUGGCUGUGACAUCAUCAUGGCCCCACGACGCUUGGUGCUCCCAAAUCCUGCCCACCCUUACCCUAAUCCCUCCCUCACUCCAAUAACCCCACCUCGCCCUGCCCUGCCCCUCCCCAGGUGCUGCAUGUCAGUCAGUCAGUGUAAUCUCCGAUUCCAUGUUAGAUUAGGGAGUAACGAUAAUAAUAAUAUGGUAAUAAUAAUUACAGUAAUAAUCUGUUAUUGUGUGUGUGUACUGUUCCAGGUUGGUGCUCAGUUCAGUUCAGUCUCAGCCUAGAGUGGAGAGAGAGAGAGGCUAGAGAAAGCAUAUAUUACAGUUAGUAUAGUGACUUGUUCUAUUUUAAAUCGUUGAAGCUAUGAGCCGCACGAUGCUCUCAAACAGAGACGGGUAGAGUUAAAGCUGGCUGUAAAAGCUGAAUUUCCACUGGCAUAAGGCGGUUCCCAGUCUGGAGGUCCUGAGACUUAAGAAACGUAUUAAUAAAAUACAUGAGCUUCAAAGAAUCUUAUCAUUUCAGAUUUAUUGAAGGCCAUGUGCAGAGCUGAUCCAUGCCAAAACAUUUAAAUCAAAUUUAAUAACUUAGUUCCUAAAGUUUUGGUCAUCCUCUGAACCAGAAAUCUGAGCUUCUUCAGAAGCUGUUAAACAGUUAAAUAACUUCACAACUUUUAGACGGGGAUAUUUAUAUCUAGAUGUAUAUACACGCCAAAGUAGCCAUAAUAUUAAAGUACCUGCCUAAUAUUGUAUAGGCCCCCCUCAAUCUGGGACGUUUAGAGGCCACGUCCAAACAUCAGGCUUGUUGUUGCGUUCCUCGAGCCAUAUUUGUGGUGUGCUGGGGGAGACCACUGCCAUUGGGGAGUGCCCUUGCCAUAAAAUGUGUGAGCUUGACAUGUAAGCCAUUGCUGGGUGGGCGUUUUGUGACAAAGUGACACCUGACUGAACGCCAGGAUCCAAAUUUCUCAGCAGAGCAUCGCAUUAAAAGCGUGAUCACUCACUGCAGCUGCCAGUGGUUUAAGUCUUGUGGCUCACCGGCGUUGUUAUAUUUGCUCUGGAGGCUGCUGGUUCAGCACAGGCAUUUUCAGCCUGUUUACAGUUUCCAGCUGUUUAUUUUGCUUUUUUCCAACACGUCUCUGUGUGAGAGCUCCACGGAGGGGAAAAGUGUGAGGAAAGGAGCUGACGUUUUUAAGUGAUGGGUGAUACGGUGAUGAUGUUUCUGUUCGCCUAUCGACAGCUUUUAGGCUGAGUGAUGCGCUGUUUUAAACACUGAUACACUUUCAAACACACACAUACAUACACAGACAAACACACACUGUUAUGACACAGAGCGACCGACGCUCACACGCAGAGAUACAUGCACAACACCUACAAAUACAAUGCUGUGGCGCAUGCAGACACUCAUCUCAUGGACUAAAUGUAAGAUGAGCUUUUAGGAAAAGGAGGACCUGUUGGUGUUUCAAAAGGUGCUAAAAUUUUAUCUGAAAACAAGAAAAAUUUAUUGUUAGGAGUAUAAAUCAAGUUUGUCUUUACAUUUACUGUAUUUAUGUUUGCGGUAGUGAAGAAAGGCACUAUUAUUAUUUUACUCUUGUAUGAAUAUGAACUAAUUAAAAAGGCAUUUUAACUUUGUACUUGAACAAUGUAAGAAAUGAACCGUGAAUAAACAAGAACUGUUUAUUGUGACUAUCUGCUUAGUGUGUCUACCUAUGUGGCAUUUGGGGGUGCUAUGUCUUAAAAAUCUAGAUGUAAAACUACAGAAUAUGUUCUGGAUUUUCAUGGCCAAAA